Zea mays is the source of this 1072-nucleotide messenger RNA. RefSeq lists its product as uncharacterized. Lineage: Eukaryota; Viridiplantae; Streptophyta; Magnoliopsida; Poales; Poaceae. The record is from RefSeq and is marked validated. The transcript has a single exon. The coding region runs from base 249 to 572 and encodes 107 amino acids.
CUACACAGAAAAGCCGUCGCCUACUCGCCUCCGGCCAAAAAACUGACUCCACACACGACCCAAAUCUUUUCCUCUCCACAGGCGACUCCCAACGCAACAGCAGCUCGUCGAGCGAGUCGUCGCCGGCCGGCCGGUAUAUACGCAAGAAAGCCAAGAAAAACACUUCUGCCUCUUCCUCCAUAUCCAAGAACCAAAGGUAGCUAGCUAGCCGCGACUCGUUGGCUAGACGAUUCAAGCAGCAGCGCAGGAUGGUGGCGCCGGUGGUGAUUGCGUCGGCCGGGCUGGGCAUGCUGGCCGGCGUGGCGAUGGCCAACCGGUCCCUCGGGAACGGGCUCCCGGCGGCCUCCAGGUGGGACGCGCGCCCGCGCUGCGCCACGUGCGGCGGCUCCGGCCGCGUGGAGUGCAUCUGCAACCGCUGGUCCGACGGCGACUCCGGCUGCCGGACCUGCGCUGGGUCGGGGAGGAUGCCCUGCCGCAGCUGCGGCGGCUCCGGCACGGGCCGACCGCUCCCUGCACGGCUCACCGUCCAGCACCAGAAGCCGCCGCCGCCGCCGCCGCCCGGCUACAACUGAUCGAUGGUGGAUGAUUAGGUAUCCGUAUCCGUGGAUUAUAUACUUCUCGCGGGCGAUUUGCGAUGCGACCCAUACAAGAAAGAAAUCAGUUAAACUGCGAUAUGAUGCGCUCUAGCUAGUUAAUCAUAUAUACAUAUAUACACGUCCGAUCCAUUCGUGUGGAUGACAUCCAUGUUGCAUAUGUACAAGUACAUGUCUCUUCUUCAAGAGUCAAGACUAGCUGUAAUUGAGCUGAGCAUACUUGGUGUUGCUGUUGUUCAGUUAAUUUGCAAAAACGCACAACACAAGAAAGAAGGAGAAAAAAAACAGAGUGGAAAUGUUUUUUUUUUAAGAUCUGGAGAACAACAUGAUUGAGAAGGGAGGGAAGGUGAUUCUGAGCACAGUUUUGUUGGAAAGGCUGUAGUUAAUUCUGGUGGAUGUAAUAUAUUAUAUGUAUGUAUAUGCUUAGAUUCGUUAAUAUAUAUGCAUAUAUAUGCACCCACAUGAAUAUGAUUUACAGA